GUCGCUGUGAUCUGAGAUCCUGGCAAGUGAGCGAUGUGCGCUAUAACGACAAUCGCAUUCCUCGUCGCGAGCGAGCGCAGGUCCUCCUAUUAAAAAUCCACAUUGGAUCAUUGUGUAUCAAAAUUCAUACGAUAAGGCGCGAUUAAACUCGGUUGUGCGCUAUUGUUCAAAAAGAAAGAAGGGAAAGGAAGAUAAUAUUUUUCCCCCACACAUUAUUAAACAUUGAAUGAAACAGUUUGUGUUGUAAAAAAGGCGAUCGUCACGAAUGAAACGGAACGUGCAAUCGAGGUCGAGUUGUCCGAGUAUAAAGUGUGUCUUCGUUAGGUGACAAAGCAGGUCUUGUCGACGCUCGUGUUUGACGUUUCUCUAUAAAUUCGUCGUCCAUUGCCCGGUUCUUCCGUUGGACAAUUUGGACGUAGAAGAUAAGAAGCGAUUUAAAAGCGGGUCGUCGACGCGAUUAUUGUCAUCAAUCAUCGACGAUCACUAGGUGGUGGGAAUUUGAAAACAUUACAGCUAAAUGAGGCUAAUGGAACCAUUGGGUGUUGAUCUCAACGUGAUUGAACCAACAGCACUAAAAAGAUGGGGAGACUUUCAAACUCAGCAUCAUCGAUUUACCGACUAUUCGAGUGCUUUAGGCGAAUCGGCAAAUUACACUUCUAGUCCAUUUCCCUGUCAAUCAGAACUUAAUCAUAAAAUAGCACUAUGGACUGGCGAUAUAUCUGUUCUACAAGUGGAUGCUGUUAUCAAUCCCACGAACGAAACAAUGGACGACAAUUCACUGACGUGCCAAAGAAUAUUUGCUCGCGCAGGACCUGGUCUUCAAAAAGAAAUCUACAACGAAGUUAAAGAGUGCAGAACGGGUGAAGUAAGGACGACGCAGGGUCAUGGUUUACCGGCCCGUUUCAUCAUUCACACAGUGGGGCCAUUAUAUAAUACCAAAUAUCAAACGGCAGCGGAAAACACAUUACAUUGUUGUUACAGAAAUGUUCUUCAAAAAGCAAAAGAACUCGGAUUGCGUAGUAUUGCCUUGCCUGUUAUUAAUUCGGUUCGACGGAAUUAUCCACCAAAUGAAGGAGCACAUAUAGCCCUGAGAACGGUGAGAAGAUUUUUGGAACAAUAUUCGGAUUAUAUAAGCUGCAUCGUUUUUGUGCUCGAGCCCUGUGAUUUAGGAAUUUAUGAAGUUCUUUUAUCGCUUUACUUUCCACGAACACCAUCGGAAGAGGAAAAUGCAUGUUGGCAAUUGCCAACUGACAUUGGAGGAGUCGAUGGAGAACCACAAUUUCCAGAUCGUCAAAUUAGAAUUAUUGACAAUCCACAACAUGCUCUUCAUGCAACUGACGCAGACGAAGCGGUUGAUUUGACCUCGCAAUUGGAAACAUCGAUUAGCCUCGGUGAUCAUGCUUUCACCCAAAUGCAAGGUGAUUUGGAUCGACAAAGACUGUUAGGAGAGAGACCUCUUACAGAUCCUCUAGCUGAUUUGCUCAAGCAGAUGCAACACAAAGAACGGUACGAGAGACUUCUUCGCCGUGCCAAAAUGGAAGACCUUUCGGAAAUUUCAGGAAUUGGUUGUCUUUAUCAAAGUGGAACCGAUCGACAAGGACGACCUGUUGUCGUAUUUGUUGGCAAAUGGUUCCCGGCUAACAAUAUGAAUCUCGACAAGGCCUUAUUGUACCUGAUUCAACUUCUGGAUCCUAUCGUUAAAGGAGAUUAUGUGAUUGCUUACUUUCACACUUUGACUACCAACAACAACUACCCCAGCCUUAAUUGGCUUCGAGAAGUCUACAACGUACUUCCUUACAAGUACAAGAAGAAUCUGAAGCACUUUUACAUCGUGCAUCCAACAUUCUGGACAAAGAUGAUGACGUGGUGGUUCACAACAUUUAUGGCGCCAGCGAUAAAGCAAAAAGUUCAUAAUCUACCUGGUGUGGAAUAUCUCUACGAAGUUAUGUCUCCAAAUGAAUUAGAGAUACCUGCAUAUAUAACCGAGUAUGACAUGACGAUAAAUGGACUUCGAUAUUAUCAUCCGGAUCAUUCAUCGCAAAAUUCCACGUAACUGUCAGUCUAGACCGAAUUUAAGGUCGAAGCUAGUAACCUAGCAUGGGACAAUCUUCUCUUCAAUGAAUAACUUACCUCUCUUGCAAAAAAAAAAAAAAAUGCGACAAAAUUUAUAUGAGAUCAAAUGAAAAAAAUUGUUUUUUCGAUACUCUACAUGUCGGUCAUUCAUGAAAUAAUAAUAAUCGUUGAAAUUUAAUGAUUCGAAAAAGCGAAAGUAGUGAAAGGAAAGGGAGAGAGAAAAAAACACACUUGUGAGUAGAGAAAUAUGAUGAAAAAUUUUCCCUUAUAAUAUAAUAAUAAAUUUUCCAGCUAGAUGCAUUUAACAAUAUUAAAAAAGAAACUAUCGAAGCAUUUCCCGGUGAAAAUUAAAAAUAGAUGAUAUAAAUUUAUAUAGACAAAUUGUAAAAUAUUUAUUUGAAAAGAAGAUUAAACAAAAAAUAAAAAUUUGAAAUAUAAAGUGGUAACACUAUCCAUUUUUAAGAAACAAGUAGACUCUGUGAGUUAUAAGAAAAGGAUUGUGUUACACUUCGUGCCUUUGAGAAAAAGUGCAAAAGAAAAUAAUUAAUAAAAAAAAUUAAAAGAAAGAAAUAAAAAGCCAAUAAGUCAAAGUUUAAAGUCGAUAAAAUAAACGACUUUCCUUUCAUAAAUUGCAAAUAUUUAAAAAAUUCCCUUUGCUAAUUGUAUGAAAUUUUGAAUUUCAAAUCUUUAAAUUAUUGCCAAAAAAACGAAAGUUCCUCUGAGCGAUUCAAUCAAUUUUUUGCUACAAAUAUUGUAAAGAAUGGUGCUAGUGUAUAAUUCAAAUUUCCUCUCUAACUACCGCAUAAAAUAUUUUCAUUUGUCUAUUAAAGUUUCUUUUAUAGAUUUUUUAUUCCUGAUAAUUUAAUUUUGAAUAAGUUACAUCGCUAAAAAAAACUUUUAUUAAAAAUUGAUGAAUUUAUUAAAAUAAUUUUUCUCCCGUAAAAUCUUUAAAUUAAUAUUUUACUACAUAUUUUAAUAAUUAUUUUUAAUAACUGUUUCUUUAGUCUAUAUUAAAUUUUAUGACUUACUUUUUUAUACCACAUGAAUAUUUCAUUACUUAUUGAGUUUAAUAUUUUAUAUAAAUACAUUACUCUAUUCAUUUUUUUAAAUACUCUUAUUUUUACCAAAUACAUAUUUUCAUGUAUUUUUUAAUAGGCUAAGAAAAAUAUAGUUUUUAAAAAAAGUCUUUCUUCGUUACAGAUUUUAAAACAAGAACUGUUUUUCAUUUUAUCACUGUCAAAUGUGCCAAUAAUAUAAAUUCAAUGAAUAGAAAAUAUUUUUAAAAUCUACAUUUCUUAAAAUAUUCAUUGGUUUUUGUAAAAAGAAUUUAGUAAUGUUCAGUGAAUACUACAUCACAGUAUGAAAUGUUUUUAAAAAAAUUAAAUUUGAAAUUUAAACUUUAAAUUUUGUGAAAAUUUUAGUUAAAGUGUAAAUUUUUUAAAAUGUCACCUAACAGUUGUGUUACAAAUUUAAAAUUAAAAAGAAAAUGACAGACUAUUAUAAUUAAGUAGAAGAGAAUAAGGAAAAAUUCUUUUAGCCCCUGGACUGAUGAAAAAAAUUGCAAUUUGAGAACGAUGCGCGCGCAGAGGAUGAGUGGGUGGGGGUAUGACGCUAUUGGCUAUCGUCACUCCUCACCUCUCUUUGCCUAUUGCGCGCGCAGUUUUCUCAACCAAAAUAAUACCCUCAAGCCUCAAGCAAUUUAUAACCAUUUUUAUAAUCCCUGGAUCAUUAGUUUUUAGUUUUAUUUAAGUGAUCUAAAUUGCUUACUUAUAAACUAAAAACUAUAUCUAAAUGACUACUAAUAAUAAUAAUAAAAACUACCCAUAUUAGUAAUAGUCUUAAACUGCCGUGCUUUAAAAUAAGAAAAAAUUAUUUUCCAAAAAAUAUUCUUCUCUAAAAAAUCACAUAUCUCUUAGAGAGCACUGAAUGACAAUGUCUCCUAUUCUCUCUCCCUUUCUUUAUUUAAAAAAGAUCACUAAUAAUAUAAAAGUAGAAAAUAACGGCGUGUUUACCUUCUACAUUUCCAGGGCUAUAAAUUCGUAGUUCUUCCGCUAAUUCCGCCAACAUACCAAAUCUGCAGUGUUCUGAUUCUUUAUUAUCGUAAAGAAAGAGCUUUAUAUUCGCGCAAAAAUUACAAAACUAAAAAGAAUUCUAGAAAAAAGCAUGCAUUACGAGACAUUUAAAGUGUAUAAAUAAAUUACCUCCUUCGUCACUCGACGAAUUUGUUGUACCACGUGGUUUCAUUCGCGUUGGAUAUUAUAGUUGUAUUCAAGUUUAAAAUCCAAUCGAUUCGCAUCAAAUCGAUUAUCGUUACUCUGUUAAAAAAGGAAAAAAUGCAAAAAACAACCUAUAUUUAUAAAAUGAGUCUGUACCUAUAGGCUUAAAAAUUUAAAAAUAAAAAAAAUCACAGGCAAUCAUUUCAAUAUACAUAUAUAUAUUCUCUACGCUAUUUACACUGAAAAUCGUCCCCCCACCGCCAACCACAGCACCAAAAAUGCUGUUUUAUGAGAGUCAAAUUAUUAUAUUUAUGCAAAAAAAAGUGUGGUGUCUUAUUUAGAAAUAAUGUCAUCGAAUGUAAGGGAAAUAAAAGCUGUUCUAUAAAAACCCCCUUACGGAAAAAAAAUAUUGUCGUUAAAAAAUGAUAUUUAGGUCGAAGUAUUCGAUUAUAUUAAACGGCUGUUGUAGAGUAUAAUAUUAAAUUUUAGAUUAGCAACGUUAUAGGGUAAAAAAAAUUAUUUCGUUUUGAGUUGAAAACACUGGUAAGAGUGGGGUAAAGUACUGUGAUUAGUGUUUGCAGUCUCCCCCCACCACUUGCGUUCGGUGUUCUCAAAAACGAAUACACUAUAAUGACGCUAGUACUUACAAAUUUUAAUAAACAAAAACUAAGAAAAAAAAAUCCCUAAACUAAGAAAUUGUAUUCAUUGGAAUUUUGUAAAGUUCAGUAUUGAAGAAUUGAAAAACUAUUUUUUAAUGCGUUUUCAUGUGGGUUGUGUAUAAGAAUAGAUGAGAAUUCAAAUUAAUUCAAGAAAUUAUAAUUUUCGAAAAAGAUAAAUAACCUAAUAAUGUAAAAAUCUUUCUUCUUCUACAUAUAUAUAUGAAUUCAUCAAAAGUAUUCAAAAAUUUUUUUUCCUAAAAUGCUCAUUGCUCAAUGACAAAAUUUUCAUUCAUCCCUGUAAGUCAAUGUAAAAUUUCUAACCGUAGAUAUUUUCCUCUUUAAAAAAACAAACAAAAAAUACAAAUUGACAUUUGGAAAAUGUUUCUGAGCUUUUUUUAGUCUAAUAUUUUCUUUGACGAAAGUAUAAGACGAUGUUAUUAAAAAUGUAGAAAGAAAACUGUUCACACGUUUUAUUAGUAAGAUUUGAAUAUUUUAAAGCAACAAUCUUAGAACUGAAUUCAAGUUUAUCCCACAACGACUUGAUGACUGGCAAAUUUGUGUUGGUUGACUGCUUAUUAAAAACAAAAUAAUAAUAAAUGUACGAAUUAGCGUCCCCAUUGCGCGCGCACUACACGAAGAGAGUGGGGUACGCAGUGUGAUUAGUUCUCCUUCUUCUUCGUGUUGCGUGCGCAUCCAAAAGGACGCUAAUUCGAACUCGCAAAUAAUGGACGAUUUGAUUCGUCGAAAAAUCAGUAUUUUUAACACCGUGCACAAAAUUUAUGUCACGGUUACUGUUAUAUGUUGUGCCGAUGCUCACUUUUGUAAAUAAAAAAAAGAAACAAAGAAGGUAUAUAUGUAUGUGCAAUCGGUGCAAUAAUUUUUAGAGUUUAGAAGGCUGACAAAGGAUGAGAGCGAUAAUGAGAAGAAAAAUAUGUAAAAUAAAAAAUUAUAAAAAAAAGAAAUAAAGGGGAACUUGAGCGAAAACGAAAAUGUAUCUAAAAUAAAGCCUAAGUUGGCGUCUUUUGCGCUCCGGUUGCUUCCUUUAUUUUCUUAUCAAAAUAAAACAAAAAAAACUGUUAUUAAUUACGAAAGAGUAUCUAUUUAAUCGUAGUAUACGAAGGUAUUUUACUAUCGUGACUUUGCUAAAUAGAUUAUAAAAAUAAUCGAAUCGUGAAAUCGUAUUUUCAGGAUAAAACCUAGUUAAUAUUUUAGAAUUUAAAGCGAUAACCUCUUGCGUAGCUUCGGCUCCGACGGAUUGGCCCCCCGCCCUCUUUCAGCAAAAAAAAAGCCAUUUCGAUGUUAUUAUCCAUUUUUGUCAUAUUAAACAUUUUGCCUCGUAAAUAAAAAAAUUGCAAUUUAAAAUUGUAAUAUAAUAUUGUCAGUCGUUUGCAUAAAAACAUAUAUAUAAUUGGCCAAUCGACGCAGCGGUAGGAGGUGAUAUUUUAGAAAUAAGAGUAUUAAUUUUAAGAGCUUCGCUAAAAAAAAUAUAUAUUAUUAUUAUGCCCACCAUCCACAGAGGAUAAUUUGAAAAAUUGUUAUCGGUUUUUAGUGACAAAAAGAAUCACGUAUAUAAAUAAAUUGACCAACUCAUUCGUUUUAAAA
This is a messenger RNA of Leptopilina heterotoma, 6550 nucleotides long. It is a transcript of the gene Gdap2, whose product is annotated as protein GDAP2 homolog. The record is from RefSeq and is a predicted model, not a curated record. The transcript has 12 exons. Lineage: Eukaryota; Metazoa; Arthropoda; Insecta; Hymenoptera; Figitidae. The coding region runs from base 518 to 2053 and encodes 511 amino acids.